AUGGAAAUUAUACAUACAAAGAAAGAAGCUGAUCGUAAACAAAAUCGAAAAGUUAUGGAGCGAUUAAUUGACGUUGUAAUUUGUUUAUCAAAGUGUGGAAAACCAUUACGAGGACACGAUGAGUCAGAAAAAAGUCUUCAAAAAGGACUUUAUCUUGAGAUAGUCCAAUUAUUAACCAAAUAUGAUCCUGUACUAAAAAAUCAUUUUGAAAAUGGUCCAAAAAAUGCUAGAUAUACAAGUAGUUCCAUUCAAAAUGACUUAAUUUUUUCCAUUCAAAAUGUUGUCAAACGGUCAAUAAAAGAAAAAUUUAAUCAAAAAUAUAUUUCAAUCAUUGCAGAUGAAACGAGUGAUGUUGGGCACCAUSAACAAAUUUCUAUAAUCUUUCGUUAUUUUGAUAAUUCAACAAAAAGACCAGUUGAAGUAUUUGUUGGUUUAAGAAGACUUCAUUCUGUCAAAGCAGAAUCAAUAUUUUCUGUUCUUGAUGAUAUAAUGAUAGAAUACAACCAAAACUGGAACUCUGUACUAGCUGUUUGCUUUGAUGGGGCAUCAACAAUGUCUGGUCACAUCUCUGGGGUACAAGCUCGUUGUAAACAAAAGAAUAACAAAAUAAUUUAUGUACAUUGUUAUGGMCAUUGUUUGAAUCUUGCAUUAAUAGAUUCAAUUUCAAAAAAAAAUGGAUCUCAGAUUAAUAACAGAAUUAUAUUUGACUUCUUAGGAACUGUACAGUUUGCAUAUACGUUCAUUGAAGCAUUAGAAGAAAUUUGUGAUAGUACUCAAUUUUGUGAAUACAGAGCCAAAGGUYUUGGACUCUUAAGUCAAAUGAAAAGUUUUAAUUUUGUUUUUGCCUUAUUUACAAWGGAGCCUAUUUUACAAAUAAUUCUAAAAGUGAGUUCAGCUCUUCAAUCUCCAGUUUUAGAUUUAGUAUCAGCUGUUGAGUUGAUUAAAAAUUUGAAAUCAGCAAUUGUCAGAAUAAGAAACAAUCCUGAAGAGUAUGAAGAAGUUUACAGACAAACAAUUGAUAUGUGCAAUAAACAUGAAAUUACCAUUCCAGAGGUWAAAAAAAGAAAAGUUUCUGUGAAAAUUGAUACAAACAAAACCACUCAAUAUUUUACAGAAACAAUUUAUGAUGAAAUGAAGAUCAAUGUAUUUUUCUUAUUGCUAGAUGAUUUAAUUGGAGAAAUUGAUAAAAGAUUUUUAACAAAAACAUUAGACAUUAUAGGUGCUGUAGGUAAUCUAAUUAAGUUAAAUCUGAGUAAAUAUGAUUACACUAUGUUAGCAGAUUAUUUCAAAAUAAAUGUAACCGAAUUAACAACAGAAGUAAAAUUAUUAAAAGAAGCUGAAAAUAUUCCAUCUGGAACAUGUUCACAUACUGUCUAUAAAUGGUUAGAUUGGUUGGCCAUUUCAAAUCGACAAGAUGUAUUUAACAGUUUCAAUCAAGUAUUAUCAAUGUUUGUAGUGAUACCCGUAACUAGUUGUGGAUGUGAGCGUAUUUUUUCAAAAAUGACUAUUGUUAAGUCUAAGUUAAGGUCCACUAUGUCUCAAGAUCGCUUAGAAUCUCUCUUAUUUUUAUUUGUGGAGCAGGAAUUAACUAACUCAGUKGACAUAAAUAAUGUAAUUGAAGAGUUCAAAGUUAUGACUCCUAACCAAAGAAGACUAAUUUUAUAA
Molecule: messenger RNA, 1665 nt
Organism: Diuraphis noxia (Russian wheat aphid)
Lineage: Eukaryota; Metazoa; Arthropoda; Insecta; Hemiptera; Aphididae
Product: zinc finger MYM-type protein 1-like
Molecular function (GO): protein dimerization activity
Source: RefSeq, a predicted model, not a curated record